AUGGAUAAACUCAAGGAACUUCAGGAGCCUUUUGUGGAUAGUGUAGAUCGCUUGAAUGAGACGUCUGCUCAACACACUUUAGAUCACGUUCGACUUCCACAAAUAAAGCUACAAACAUUUAGUGGAAACAUCGACGAAUGGAUGAGUUUUCGUGAUUUGUACACUUCUCUCAUCCAUUGGAAGACUGAUCUUCCAGAUGUAGAGAAGUUUCAUUAUUUGAAGGGCUGUCUGCAAGGUGAGCCGAAAAGUUUGAUUGAUUCUCUUCAAAUUACGCGGGCAAAUUAUCAGGUGGCCUGGGAUCUUUUGGUAAAACGUUAUAACAACAGCAAAUUGUUAAAGAAGAAACAAGUUCAAGCUUUAUUUAAGCUCCCUCAACUUUCUAGAGAAUCCCCAUCGGAACUGCAUUGUUUGGUGGAAGAGUUUCACAAGGCUGUUCAAAUACUGGAUCAGGGACGCCAUCACACUUUGGUUUGCUUUCGAUAUGGUAACGGAAAUACUGCUAGCACAAGUAAUUUAAAUCACCGGAACAAUGGUAAUACGGUAAAUGCUGCUAAUGUCGAGUCAGACGAGUUAGAGCAUGUCACGUCAGCGUCGGCAUCAGGUGUUAAGCGUCCAUCUACGGUUUUGCUAGCCACGGCGGUUGUUUGGUUGGAAGAUGAGCAUGGAGUUAAGGUUCCAGCGAGAGCACUUCUCGAUUCCGGGUCGGAAUGCAAUUUUGCUACAGAAAGAGUGAGUCAACUCAUCAGUGCAAGUCGGAAAAAGGUGUCGGUUACAGUCCAAGGAAUUGGUCAAUCAAAUUCACAGGUGAAGCAACAAAUUCAAGCAAAGAUUCGUUCGAGAAUUUCGGAUUUUACUUUAAUGGCGGAUUUCUUAGUUUUGCCUAAGGUUACAGCAAACUUACCAACGCAAUCCGUAGAUAUUUCGGGCUGGAAGAUGCCCCAGGAAAUAACUUUGGCGGACCCAGCAUUUUUCAAAUGCAGAUCAGUAGAUCUUGUCUUGGGAAUUGAAUCGUUUUUCUCGUUCUUCAAAUCAGGUCGGGAAAUUUCUCUGGGCAACAACCUCCCAACACUGAUUGAGUCUGUUUUUGGAUGGGUGAUUUGCGGUGGUCAAUCUUUAUCAAAAACAAGUGACCAAAUCACCUGUAAUGUGUCAGUUUCGGAAACUAUAGAGGAAAUGGUUUCUCGGUUUUGGUUGAGCGAGGAAAUCGAUGUUGGUCCCAGUUUUUCGCCUGAAGAAGCGCGCUGUGAAGAAAUUUUCAAACAAGACGUCCAACGUUCGGAAGAUGGUCGGUAUGUUGUCAGUUUACCAAAGAACGAGUCUGUUUUUCAGCGUUUGGGUGAAUCGAAGAGAAUUGCAAUCGAUCGUCUCAAAGGUACAGAGCGCAGGUUAGCUCGAAAUCCUGCUUUACACGAGGAAUAUCAUAAAUUUAUGAAUGAAUACAUUGAAUUGGGUCAUAUGCAAAAGGUUGAGGAAAGGGAUUCCAAAAAGCGGUGCUUUCUCCCACAUCACCCAGUUCUAAAAGAGGCCAGUACAACUACUAAAGUUCGUGUUGUUUUCGACGCAAGUUGCAAAACUUCUUCGGGGAUUUCAUUAAACGAUACCUUGCUGUUGGGUCCGACAAUUCAGCAAGAUCUUCGAUCUAUCAUUUUGCGAAGCCGAACAAAGCAAAUUUUGAUAGUUUCAGACGUCGAGAAAAUGUUCCGCCAAGUUUACGUUAGGAAGGAAGACAGGCCUCUGCAGUGCAUUCUGUGGAGAAGUUCUCCAGAAAAGGAAAUAGAUGUUUACGAAAUGAAUACGGUUACAUACGGUACAAAGCCUGCUCCAUUUUUAGCCACUAGAGCACUGAAACAAUUAGCUAUGGAUGAGAAGGAACACUAUUCAAGGGCAGCUCAGGUACUUCAGACUGAUGUCUAUAUGGAUGACGUCAUCACGGGAGCAGACUCAAAGGAAGAAGCAAUUAUGUUGCGCCAGGAACUCGAUGCAAUCAUGAAGUCAGGUGGAUUUUUACUUCGAAAAUGGGCCUCGAACUGCCCUGAGGUGUUGGAUGGCAUUUCAAAGGAAAAUUUAGCGAUAAAGGAGUCGGAAGAAAUCUUGUUAGAUCCAGAUCCGUCAGUUACAACCCUAGGUUUGGUUUGGAGGCCAAAAUCGGACAUUUUGAAGCUUAAAUUUCAAAUUCCACGGUUGGAAUUAACGGAACAAUUAACAAAACGGAAGAUCUUAUCAGUAAUUGCGUCCUUGUUUGAUCCAUUGGGUUUGGUUGGAGCUGCUAUUACAACAGCAAAGAUUUUUCUACAAUUACUUUGGACUUAUGAAGAUAGUAAUGGUAAAAAACUGGAUUGGGAUUCACCUUUACCCAAAAUGGACCUCAGGCAUCUUUUGCAAAAUAAAGAUUUCCAAGAGAAGGUUUCGAAGGAAUGUGCCAAUGAUGGAAUUAAAUGGCAUUUUAAUCCCCCCAGUGGUCCGCACUUUGGUGGCUUAUGGGAGUCAGCUGUUCGGUCUGCAAAACAACACCUUUUCAAGGUCAUGAAGGAAACUGCGCUCUCGAUCGAAGACAUGACAACACUUUUGGUGCAGGUAGAAGCCUGCCUGAACUCCAGACCAUUAACCAAGAUGUCCGAUGACCCUGACGACCUUGAACCAUUAACACCUGCACAUUUUUUAAUUGGUUCAUCUCUGCAAUCGAUUCCUGAAGAGGAGCUGUUGAAAAUUCCCUUUAAUCGCCUGGAUGCCGUUCAAUCAGUUCAGAAAAGUCUUCAGAGCUUCUGGAAGCGAUGGAAAACGGAAUAUUUAAAUCAGCUACAAGGAAGAACAAAGCGAUGGCGCCCUGCUGUCUCAAUAGAUGUUGGCCGAUUGGUUGUGAUCCACGAAGAUCACCUUCCGCCACUCAAGUGGAAAAUGGGAAGAAUUCACGAGGUUCAUCCGGGAGAAGAUGACAUUGUGAGAGUUGUUACUCUUAAAACGGAAAAGGGAUUUUUGAAACGUCCAGUGGAGAAAAUAUGCUUGCUACCAAUAUCUGAAUCGAAUGAGUCAGAGGAAAUUUUGUCAUCGGAAUUGUAA
Molecule: messenger RNA, 3057 nt
Organism: Uranotaenia lowii
Lineage: Eukaryota; Metazoa; Arthropoda; Insecta; Diptera; Culicidae
Exons: 3
Coding region: 1-3057 (1018 amino acids)
Molecular function (GO): nucleic acid binding
Source: RefSeq, a predicted model, not a curated record